UUCAACUCAGCAGCUACCUAUCCGGAUCCCAGAGUGUCACACAGGACAGGACCCACACACAACACUUGCCUGGUUCAGCGGAAGCAGGGCCAGAUCAAACUGCUCCUCCCUUCCUCCCUCCCUCCCUCCUUCCUUACCACUUCCCUGCAGCUCCAUGGACCCCCUUGAAUCUGUGGUGAAGAACCCAUACACCAGCAUUAACAUCCCCCGAGCCCACCUUCGUCCAGACCUAGAACAGCAGCUGGAACAAAGCCAGGACACACCACCCCCUGGGGCCAGGCCUAGUCCUGCACCAGCUUACUUCCUGCCAACAGUGGAUGGGUGGACCCAGGAGGAAGCCAAAGGAAGGUCUCAAAUCCAGCCCCAGGCGUCUUGGCAACAGCCAGGGAAUCCUUACACUGGCCUGCAGCAGACGUCAGGGACCACGGAGCCACCUUAUACAAACGUCCCACCUGCACGGCCCGGAGACGACAUCACCCAUCACUGCUGCUGCUGCCCCUGUUGCCGUUGCUGCCACUGCCCUCGCUGCUGCCGCUGCCACCGCUGUUGCUGUGUGGUCUCUUAGCUCCUCUAAACACCUAGCCCAGAGGAACCCAGACUGAAGGAGACCUAUGCCACGACGCAGCUGGGUUUGUUGUCAUUCAGGGGUAAGGAGGAACAUAUCACACUGGGUGGCUCCCCCUUGGAUGGCAUUAAGCCACCUCUGGCCAAAGGAACUGGAGCUCAGGACACAGGCUGAUGUCAUUAGAUUUGAUGCAUUUGAAAUCGUCUUCCUAUCUCCCUCCCCAAGUCACCCAUCAUGACAGGACAGGGUCCUGGGCAGAAUCAGGAGCCCAGCAAUCACAGAAUUUCCAAGCUCAAAUGGAUCAAAGAAAUCAUAGAGUCUAACCUGUACCUGCACAGAAUUCUACAAUCUCCUUGAUAAAUGGGUGUCUUUAACUGCUGCUCAAAAAUCACCAGUGGCCAGGAGCUCACUGUUUGCCAGAGGAGCCCAUUCUGUCUUUGGCCAGCUCUGUUAGGAAGUUUUCCCUUACAUUGAAUGGAAAUAUGUCUCAGUGUCGUUCCAUCUAUUGAUUUUAAUUCUACCCUUUGGGGCCAAGUAAAACAAGUCUGAUCUCUCUUCCCCAUUACAACUCUUCAGAUAUUUGAAGACAGCUGUCGUAUCCCUCCAGGAUUAUUCUUCUCUUCUCCAGGGUAAACAUAACUCGUUUCUUCAACUGAUCAUAGUACGUCAUGGUUUCCAGGCCAGUCUCCUUCCUCCAACUUGUUAAUGUCCUGUCUAAAAUGUGAUACCCAGACCUGAAUACACGAUUAUAAGAUUUGGGGAUGUCUAAGAGUGAGGAGAUCUAUUGUGAGGAGCGUGUUGAGGAGGCUGUCAGGGAAAUCGGAAACCAAGGUUGGGAGAGGGAAGAUCUCUAUCUAAGAUGGAAGAAGGUAUUUGAACCUCCUCUCAGAAUUGCAGCGGCCUAACCCUGUGCCUAUUGAAAGCCUCACAGGCCUAGGGCAAGCCAUCAGCACUAGUGAUACCUAUUACUGCCCACUAUCUAUCCACUAGAAUCCUGAGCCAGUGAUGAGGCUCAGUGGGAAUGAUUCCUGUCCUCACACAGCUCAAUUCAAGAGUCCUAUCAACCCAGACCCCACCUCACCUGGAUUAAGGCAGUCCCCAGCAUCAGGGGGACUCCUCACUUCUUCAGUUACCCCUGUUGUUCCCUUGACAAUAAACCUAAAUAAUUUGUUCAGCUCUAUCUUCA
Messenger RNA from Phascolarctos cinereus (koala), 1751 nucleotides. It is a transcript of the gene CYSRT1, whose product is annotated as cysteine rich tail 1. Lineage: Eukaryota; Metazoa; Chordata; Mammalia; Diprotodontia; Phascolarctidae. The record is from RefSeq and is a predicted model, not a curated record.